Molecule: messenger RNA, 8649 nt
Organism: Echinops telfairi (small Madagascar hedgehog)
Lineage: Eukaryota; Metazoa; Chordata; Mammalia; Afrosoricida; Tenrecidae
Gene: POLQ
Product: DNA polymerase theta
Exons: 30
Coding region: 1-7752 (2583 amino acids)
Biological process (GO): double-strand break repair via alternative nonhomologous end joining; DNA-templated DNA replication
Molecular function (GO): ATP binding; DNA-directed DNA polymerase activity; DNA binding
Source: RefSeq, a predicted model, not a curated record
AUGAACCUUCCUCGCCGGAGGGGGAAACGGCGGCGUUCAGCAUCCGGCUCAGACUCCUUCUCGCGAAGCGGCGGCGAUGGCGGCGACGGCGCCCAGCUCCCCGCAGGUUCCGUACUGAGCCCGCCGCUGGGCUUGGGCCCCGGCCGCCGGUGGGCUGCGGCGGCAGGGUCAUGCGAACAGACACUUCCUGAGGACCAGAUAGACAAGCUGCUAUUAGCAAAUUGGGGACUUCCUCAAACAGUGCUGGAGAAAUACCACAGUUUUGGUGUAAAAAAGAUGUUUGAAUGGCAAGCAGAGUGUCUUUUGCUUGGACAGGUCCUGGAAGGGAAGAAUUUAGUCUAUUCAGCACCCACAAGUGCUGGGAAGACUCUUGUUGCUGAAUUACUUAUUUUGAAACGGGUCUUGGAAAUGAGGAAGAAAGCAUUGUUUAUUUUGCCUUUUGUCUCCGUGGCUAAGGAGAAGAAAUACUAUCUCCAGAGCUUGUUUCAGGAAGUAGGAGUAAAAGUAGAUGGUUAUAUGGGCAGUACCUCUCCACCAGGGCCUUUCUCUUCCCUGGAUGUUGCUGUCUGCACAAUUGAGAGAGCCAAUGGUCUCAUCAAUCGCCUCAUAGGGGAAAAUAAGAUGGAUCUUUUAGGAAUAGUGGUUGUGGAUGAAUUACAUAUGCUGGGAGACUCACACCGGGGGUACCUGCUGGAACUUCUGCUGACCAAGAUUUGCUACAUUACUCACAAAUCAGUAUACUGCCAGGUAGGUUUAGCCACCCCUCGGUCUAAUGCUGUGCAGAUUGUUGGCAUGAGUGCUACUCUUCCGAACUUGGGACUCGUGGCUUCCUGGUUGAAUGCUGAACUCUAUCACACUGACUUUCGCCCUGUGCCACUUACGGAAUCAGUGAAAAUUGGAAAUUCCAUAUAUGACUCUUCAAUGAAGCUUGUGAGAGAAUUCCAACCCACGAUACAAGUGAAGGGAGAUGAGGACCAUAUUGUUAGUUUGUGCUAUGAGACUGUUCAUAAUAGUCAUUCAGUAUUACUUUUCUGCCCAUCAAAGAAAUGGUGUGAGAAGCUGUCAGAUAUCAUUGCCCGGGAGUUUUAUAAUCUACAUCAUCAAGCUGAAGGAGUGGUAAAACCACCUGGACUUCCGCCAGUGAUUCUGGACCAAAAGGGCCUCCUGGAAGUCAUGGAUCAGUUAAAACGUUUGCCUUCAGGACUGGACUCUGUAUUAAAGAAAACAGUACCCUGGGGAGUAGCAUUUCAUCAUGCAGGUCUUACUUUUGAAGAGAGGGACAUCAUUGAAGGAGCCUUUCGUCAGGGUCUCAUUCGAGUCUUGGCAGCCACUUCUACUCUUUCAUCUGGAGUGAAUUUGCCAGCACGUCGUGUGAUCAUUAGGACUCCCGUGUUCAGUGGUCGACCUCUAGAUAUUCUUACUUACAAGCAGAUGGUUGGUCGUGCUGGGAGGAAAGGAGUGGACACAGUAGGUGAGAGUAUCUUAGUUUGUAAGGACUCUGAGAAAUCAAAAGGCAUAGCUCUACUUCAAGGAUCUCUAAAACCUGUUCGCAGCUGUCUACGAAGACGUGAAGGAGAGGAAGUAACUGCCAGCAUGAUAAGAGCGAUUCUGGAGAUAAUAGUUGGUGGAGUAGCAAGUACGUCACAAGAUAUGCAAACUUAUGCUUCUUGCACAUUUUUGGCUGCAAGUCUGAAAGGAGGGAAGCAGGAGACUCUGAGAAAUCAAGACUCUGCUCAGCUGGGAGCGAUUGAGGCAUGUGUGGGGUGGCUGCUAGAGAAUGAAUUCAUCCAAAUCACCGAAGUUGGUGAUGGAACUGAAGGAAGAGUGUUUCAUCCAACACACCUGGGUUCAGCGACUCUUUCCUCUUCACUUUCUCCAAUGGAUACUUUAGAUAUUUUUGCUGACCUCCAAAGAGCAAUGAAAGGAUUUGUUUUAGAAAAUGACUUGCAUAUCGUCUAUCUGGUUACACCAGUGUUUGUGGAUUUGACUACGAUUGAUUGGUACCGAUUUUUUUGUUUGUGGGAAAAGUUGCCAAAUUCAAUGAAACGGGUAGCAGAGCUAGUCGGAGUUGAAGAAGGGUUCUUGGCUCGCUGUGUGAAAGGAAAGGUAGUAGCCAGAACGGAGAGGCAGCACCGGCAGAUGGCCAUCCAUAAGAGGUUUUUCACUAGUCUUGUGUUGUUGGAUUUAAUCAGUGAAGUGCCCUUAAAGGAAAUCAGUCAGAAGUAUGGAUGCAGUCGUGGGCAAAUUCAGGCUUUGCAACAAUCAGCUGCUGUGUACGCAGGUAUGAUUACAGUAUUUUGCAACCGCCUGGGAUGGCACAACAUGGAAGUACUCCUGUCCCAAUUUCAGAAGCGUCUUACUUUUGGCAUCCAGCGGGAGCUCUGUGACCUGAUCCGAGUGUCCUUACUGAAUGCACAGCGAGCCAGGUUCCUUUAUACAUCUGGCUUUCUUACAGUGGCGGAUCUUGCCAGAGCGAAUAUUGCUGAGCUGGAGGCUGUUCUGAAAAAUGCUGUACCUUUCAAAAGUACCCGAAAGGCUGUGGAUGAGGAAGAGGAAGCCGUUGAAGAACGACGUAAUAUGCGGACGAUUUGGGUUGCUGGCAGAAGAGGCUUAACUGAAAGAGAAGCAGCAGCCCUGAUCGUGGAAGAAGCCAAAAUGAUUCUGCAGGAGGACUUAGCUGAAAUGGGAGUGCAGUGGGAUCCACAUUCUCUGUUAAAUUCUGAUAUGCAUUCAUUGACCAGCAGUGAGUCAGAAGGAGGGGAAAACACGAUUUUUACACGUAUUAAGAAUUUUUGUAAGACAUCAGCAUCAAAGAACAAAAGGAACACAGUAACAAUGAGUGAUUCUUCUUUUGAGCAUUCCCCAAAUACAGUGCAAGAUUUAGACCAAAAUGGAGAGCCAACAAGUUCCCCAAACAGGCUCCAGAAUGGGCAUCAAGAAGGCCAUGCAUGUUCAAUUUCCAGAGCAAGAAAGCGGCCUUUUUUGAACAUUAGUAGAGAGCCAGUAGCCGCCUCUCUCAAAGAGGAAGAAAUAAGCACUAAGAAACAUGCUCAGACUUUGUCAUCUGAUAAGACAGAAAAAGAAACUCUGAAUUUCAGUUCAGAACAGUUGUGCACAACCUUUCAAUCUUGGAAACACAGUAAACAUCUGAAGCAAUUGAGAGCUGAGAGGUCUUUGAAAGAUUCUGGGAUAGGUCGAGGUGGUUCAGAAGAGCCAACCAUGCCUGAUCCUAUUCAUUGUGAAGAUCCAUUAAUCUUAGAUGAAGAAAACAAGAAAUUUAGAAGUCCAGGGUCUUUUGCUAAAAACAACUAUACUGAGGAAAAAUUUAACAAAACCUCAUUCCCAUCAAACGCAGAGCAACGCUGUUCAAGGCGUGGAAGAGCAACUAGCAAUACACAUGCGGAAUAUUUUCUCACAGGCGCUCUAAGUAAAAAGGUGACUUGCCCAGCUACUAGAGUGGUUAGUGAAAAUGGAAGAUUAGUUGUUACAGAAAGUAUAAAUGAUGUGCUGAUACAAAAUGAUUCGAAAAAGAAUGUUUAUGUGAAACACUGUGACACUCAUCCAAUUAACGGGUGCCCUGCAAAGCACUCUGAUACAAAGCAGAGGAAAAUAACAGAUGGACAAAUAGCCCAUGAAGUAGUCAGUAACCACAAGAGUGAAGACUCAAAUGUUGCUAAUAUCGCACAUGAAAAGACAAACCCCGAUGAAAAGAACUCAGAUAAUUUUCAGGCAUUAGGAGCUAAUAUAAACCCUGCGAUACCCAGCAGAAUACUUUUAUCAUCUGGAACAUUUGGUAAAUUUGGAGACCAGCAUGAGAACUUUCUAAAUACCUCUCGAAAACAAGAAAAAACAGAUGUUUUUGUAGCAAACAAAACUAAAAGUAAUGUUUCUGACUUUGGUCUAUCCCUUUGUGGUUUUGAAGACAGUUUAUACCUGGAUACUCAAGCAGAGAGAAUAAUACAGCAGAUGGCAGCUGAGCAUGCCAAUCCAGACGGAACAGAGGACGCCGCCAGAAGGGCAGCAGGGCUGAGGCAGAGGGACUUAGACAACAGCAGCUCAGCAAGCUCUUUUCAGAAUGAAAUUCUCAUGAUUUGCCCCAAUGAGCGGCUUUCUGUGGGAGUGACAAAUACAGGUCAUUUGGCACAUAAGAAUGCAGAGAAGAGUAAACAAAGUACUGGUUCACCUGGGCUUGACAGGUUGUCUCCUCAAAGUCUAGAUUUUCAUUCUCCAAUACUGGUGGAGGACAAUGGGCCUGGCUUUAAAUUGAUUGAAAAGGGGAAUGAACUUUCUGUUACUGACUCCCAAUUAAAUAGUUUUCUUCAAGGCUAUCAAACUCAAGAAACUGUGAAGUCCGCCAUACCUCUGGUUCCUCAACAGAGCACUCCCACUGAUAUUAAAGGAGAAUGCCUGCCCGUUUUUGAAACCAGUCUGAAUAUGAGUGAUGCUUCACUGUUUGAUAGCUUCAGUGAUGAUUACAUAGCAAACAAGCAACCACCUGACCGCCAAGUGAAAGAACUUCCUUCUGAGGUUACGUCACAGCAUUUCAAUGAUUCUUUGUGCCCACAACCGGAGAGCCUACUUCAGAAAUCACAAGUGGAUGAGAAUCAAGAUAAUCAGCAGCCAUUGAUUUGUUUCAGUGAUGAGUCUCUUUUGUUUUCAGAACUUGAUUCUGUUCCGAUGGUUGAGCCCUUGGACAAUGUAGGCAUAUGUUCUGUUCAAGAGAAACAUAAUGUUGCAGUAUCUCUUGAAGUAGAACAAUGCGAUCCAGGGAUUUCAGGUAAUGGUCACUGUGGUGCUGCAGUAAUUGGAGGAGAUCAAGGUGAAAGGGAUCGGCAAACCAGGUUAACUGGGACAGUACAAAAUAAUUCACUCAUCUGGUCAGGGGAAUCAUUUGAGCUAAGUCCAGGACUGCAAAGGAUUUUAGAUAAGGUGUCCACUCCUCCAGAAAAUGAAAAUCUCAUAUUAAGGACCAUGACCAUGACCCUACCUAAUUUGAAAGGAAACAACGUAGAGUUGAAUGACAAACAAGAAGCAAUUUCAAAUUUGGAGACAAAUCAAAUGAGGGCAAUUUCAUUUUCUCAUAAUGAAAUAGAAAGCAAGAUUGAGGCACCUGCAAACAAUGGAGAAGCAUCACCCCUCUUGUCUUAUAAAGAAAGCUGUGCGGCUGACGAUAAUGGCCUCAUCCCCCCCACUCCUACUCCAGCGUCAGCUUCUAAGCCGACAUUUGCAGGAAUUGUUGGGACAUCUCUAAGAUCUCAAAAAAACAGUAGUGUUUUACAACCUGGUGAAAGAUAUUCAUUUGGUUCACCCUCAGAUAUGGAAAACCAUGAUUUUAAACCAGAGAAUAGGAAUGGUUUCAAAGAAGACAGCCUUAUUAGAGACACGAGUUUCUCACUGCAGUUAUCACAGGAUGAAGCCCAAUUAACUCCAGCUUCAAGCACAGCAGAAAGCUUGACCAUAAUUGAUGUUGCCAGUGACCAAGCCCUCUUUCAAACGUUCAUUAAGGAGUGGCAGUGCAAAAAGCGAUUUUCUCUCUCACUGGCUUGUGAAAAAAUCAGCGGCUUGACAUCUUCUAAAACUAGUACUAUUGGUGGUAGAUUUAAGCAUGUUAGUACCCCUCAGGAAACUCCUGUUAGAGAUGAUGGAUUUCCUGUUAAAGAUUAUGAUGAUGUGUUGGUGGUUGGACUGGCAGUCUGCUGGGGUGGAAGCGAUGCCUAUUAUUUUUCAUUACAGAAGGAGCAAACUCAUUCUGAAAUCAGCGCAAGUUUGGCACCACCUUCUCUGGAUCCCAGCCUGACUGUGAAACACAGGAUGUGGCACCUUCAGUCCUGCUUGCAAAAGGAUUCUGAUAAGGAGCAUUCUGUCAUCAUCUAUGAUUUCAUCGAGAGCUUUAAAAUUCUUCUUCUGUCUUGUGGCAUUGCCCUGGAACAAAGUUAUGAAGAUCCAAAGGUAGCCUGCUGGUUAUUAGACCCAGAUUCUAAGGAGCCGACUCUUCACAGCAUCGUUACCAGCUUUCUUCCUCAAGGGCUUCCUCUCCUGGAAGGGAUGGAGACUGGGGAAGGAUUUCAGAGCCUGGGGCUGAAUGUCAACACUCCUCACUCUGGAAGAUUCCGAGCAUCUGUAGAAUCCAUCCUCAUCUUCAACUCGAUGAUUCAACUUGAUUCCUUGUUGCAGAAGGAAAAUCUUCGAGAUGCUUUCUAUAAAGUGGAAAUGCCUUCUCAGUACUGUUUGGCCUUGCUUGAACUAAACGGAAUCGGCUUCAGUGCUGCAGAAUGUGAAAGUCAGAAGCACAUAAUGCAAGCCAAACUGGAUGCAAUCGAGACGCAGGCCUAUCAAGUUGCCGGCCACAGUUUUUCCUUCACCAGUUCAGAUGACAUUGCUGAGGUAUUAUUUUUGGAAUUGAAGUUGCCACCCAAUGGAGAGAGAAAAAACCAGGGCAGCAAGAAAACUUUGGGGUCGACCAGAAGAGGGCCUGACAACGGGCACCACCCAAAGCUGGGAAGACAGUUCAGCACCAGUAAGGAUGUUUUAAAUAAAUUAAAGGCCCUGCAUCCUUUACCAGGCUUGAUAUUAGAGUGGAGAAGAAUCAGCAAUGCUAUCACCAAAGUGGUCUUUCCCCUGCAGAGGGCAAAGCGUCUGAAUCCUUUUCUUGGAAUGGAGAGAAUUUAUCCGGUAUCACAGUCUCACACAGCUACAGGAAGAAUAACGUUCACAGAUCCCAAUAUUCAGAAUGUACCCAAAGAUUUUGAAAUCAAAAUGCCAAUGCUGGUUGAGGAAAGCCCACCUUCCCAAGCCUUAGGCAAGGACCUACUUCCUGUAGGAAGAGGCAGGAAAAGAAAGAGCCAUGGCCUGAAGCUCGGGCACCGGGCACAGCUGGGGGAGCAAGCCUCGGACCGGGGAAUGCCAUUUUCCAUUAGCAUGCGGCAUGCGUUUGUGCCUCUCCCAGGUGGUGUAAUGCUGGCUGCUGAUUACUCACAGCUUGAACUGAGGAUCUUGGCUCAUUUAUCGCGUGAUCACCAUCUCAUUCACGCCUUAAACACUGGAGCUGAUGUGUUCAGGAGCAUCGCAGCAGAGUGGAAAAUGAUUGCGCCCCAGUCUGUUGGAGACGAUCUACGCCAACAAGCAAAGCAGAUUUGCUAUGGAAUCAUUUAUGGAAUGGGCGCUAAAUCACUGGGAGAGCAGAUGGGCAUUAAGGAAAAUGAGGCUGCUUGUUAUAUUGACUCCUUCAAGUCCAGAUACACAGGGAUUAAUAAUUUCAUGAAAGAGACAGUGAAGGAUUGUAGAAGAGAUGGGUUUGUCCGGACCAUUUUGGGAAGGCAUAGAUAUUUGCCAGGAAUCAACGAUAACAAUCCCUACCAUAAAGCUCAUGCAGAGCGCCAGGCUAUCAACACAACAGUCCAAGGAUCAGCAGCAGACAUUGUUAAAAUCGCCACAGUUAACAUUCAGAAGCAAUUGGAGACCUUCCACUCAACCUUCAAAUCCCACGGACACCGGGAAGGCAUGCUUCAAAGUGAUAGAAGAGGGCUGUUACCAAAGAGAAGACUGCAAGGGAUGUUCUGCCCGAUCCGCGGAGGCUUCUUCAUCCUUCAGCUCCACGAUGAACUCUUAUACGAAGUGGCAGAAGAGGAUGUGGUUCAGGUAGCUCAGAUUGUCAAGACUGAAAUGGAAAAUGCUGUAAAACUUUCUGUGCAGCUGAGGGUGAAGGUGAAAAUAGGUGCCAGCUGGGGGGAGCUGAAGGACUUCGAUGUAUGAUGGCGCCCGGAGUCGGUCUGCACAGGGAAGCCGCAAGAUCCCGUCCCGCGUGAAGAAUCGAGUUUGCCCUGUCGUGUACUUUGUGAAAACUGAAACCAUCAAGUCUGGAUAGAUUUGGGUUAUGAAUUUAAAAGGGAGGCUUUCAAAAUGAAUCUGAGGGUUCACUUUUGGUAGUGUAAAAAACCAUUAGCACAACUAUUUUUUUAAGUGUCAAAAUAAGCAAGGUUAUUGAUUGUACUCACUCUGAAAGAGCAUUUAUGAAAUUACCUUUUCCUGUUUACUGGGGCUUUAAGCCAGUUCAGAAAACAAGCUUGAAAUAUGCACUUAGCACUUUGGGUCUUUGUCCGGGUUGAGCGUGAAGAAAGCAGAGCUGCUGCCCGGCAUCUCUGGCCCAUCUCCCACGUCACCAGGCCCCCAGGCCCUGAGCUCUAGGGCCGCGGGAGCUCUGGGCAGCAAGGACGCAGGCCUUUGGUGAUUUUUCUCUGAGCGUCUGCUGGAGUAGUAGGUUAAAACCGUGUCAGAAAAUGUAUUAUGCAUUCUGUGAAUGGUAAGGUUUGAUGUGGAUUGUGUCUCAGAGUGAAUGUUGUUUCUUUUUACCUUUCUGUCCAUCGGUCCUACUGUGAAAGCAUUUGGGACACUUACAUAGUAUAAAAUACACUAGACCUCUUCAAGAGGCAGCUGUUUCUUUCAGAACAGAUGUUUUCAUUGUAAUUUAAUAAAAAUGCAGCCAGAAAGGGUACCCCUUGUCAGUCCUUCACACACCUCUCUCUGUCUCUCUCUUGUGUUCGUGGCAUGAAGAGAGUAACCAGGAUGAGAAGACUGUACUUUGUAAACCCACUCAAAGUGGAGAAUUGACCUUUCUGCUAUUGAAAUAAAAUGAAUUUCUGAGAAGCUUUA